This is a messenger RNA of Bactrocera dorsalis (oriental fruit fly), 1156 nucleotides long. RefSeq lists its product as uncharacterized. The record is from RefSeq and is a predicted model, not a curated record. Bases 1 to 1014 code for a protein of 337 amino acids. Lineage: Eukaryota; Metazoa; Arthropoda; Insecta; Diptera; Tephritidae. The transcript is spliced from 2 exons. Gene Ontology annotation, molecular function: nucleic acid binding; zinc ion binding.
AUGCUUUGCCGGAAUCACUUGGGCGCAGUUCAGGGAACUGAAACUUCUGCUGGCAUGAUUCUCAAUGUAUUGAGUGGUCGACCGAAACCAGAAGAAGGAUUUGCUGAAUACGGCAGCCGGAUUGUCACGAUGCUUAUGCCUAAAUGGAAAGCCAAGGAGUUAGAAGAAAUAGCUGUGUCUGUAACUUUGGCUCACAUGGCGCAAGUUGACACUGCAGGCACACUCUUUCAUGCAACUGACUCGGAUCGUAAAAAGUUCAAAUCUCCAUCCCUGGUGAAAUGCAAUUACUGUGGAAAGGUUGGGCAUAGAUAUGCCGAGUGUCGGGCACGUUUGCAGAAGGGCCAGAGUAAUGGCAAAACCUACAACAGCACAAAUACGACGGGUGUGAAGGAUCGAUCUGGUGUCAAAUGCUUCAAAUGUGACGAAAUUGGGCACUUUGCAACCGCAUGUCCUAAAGGCCGAUCAGGUGGAAAUGAAAGAAUUUCUGAAAAGCGUGUGGAUAUCUGCGCAGUAGCUCCACCCUCUGGAACAAUAAAGGCAUCCGGUGAGUCUAUUCCAUUUUGUUUUGAUUCUGGUGCAGAAUGCUCGCUAGUUAAGGAAAGUGUAGUCCAUAAGUUUAAAGGCAAAAGAGUUAAUAAUGUUGCGAAACUCAAUGGCAUAAGUAACGAUGCAAUUCAUAGUACUCAACAAGUUUUAUGUAAUAUAAAUAUUGAUCAAUAUUGCUUUGAGAUUUUGUUACACGUAAUUUUAGACAAGUAUUUGAAAUACGAUGUGUUAGUUGGUCGAGAGAUUCUUAGCCAAGGCUUUGGCGUAAUGAUAGACGCUGAUAAAUUUCAGAUUUAUAAAACGAAAAUGAUAGAUAUGGUGACUUUAACUGAUUAUGAGGAUAUUAUAAGUUCUGAUACAGAUUUAGUUGAUUCCGAUAAAAUUGUCUUAACAAAUAUCUUAAAAUGCUACUCUGACUGGUUUAUUAGCGGAAUACCAAAAACUCGAGUCUCGUCAGGGCUGUUGUAAAUUAAGUUAAUAGAUCCACAAAAGACAGUGCAACGACGUCCCUAUAGGCUAGGCGAGGAAGAAAAAAACCUGGUGCGUUGUAAAAUCGAUGAGUUGUUAAAAGCAAAUAUUAUCCGUCCAAGUUGCUCACCUUUCGCCAGUC